Trichogramma pretiosum is the source of this 3618-nucleotide messenger RNA. RefSeq names its product ATP-binding cassette sub-family G member 1-like. NCBI's taxonomy places the organism in Eukaryota, Metazoa, Arthropoda, Insecta, Hymenoptera, Trichogrammatidae. Gene Ontology annotation, molecular function: ATP binding; ABC-type transporter activity; ATP hydrolysis activity. Gene Ontology annotation, cellular component: plasma membrane. The record is from RefSeq and is a predicted model, not a curated record. The transcript has 10 exons. Bases 428 to 2332 code for a protein of 634 amino acids.
UCCUCUGUUCGCGCGCGAUACCAUACAGGCAGCGAGUCGUGUAUACCGCGGACUCGAGAGUAAUCGCGAAUCUUGCGUGCAUGUCGCAAAAAGCUGUGAUAAUCGCAUUCUAUUUUGUGAAUAAAUAAAUCGCAUAGUGUGAGCGUGUCGCGAAUCUUUAAUUUGCAAUCGAUUCGAUCGCCGGCCACACGAGCGCGAAUGGCCCAACGAUCGGUAAGGCGCGAGAACGUCUUUUUUUUCGUACACACUUUCGAUCGACGACGAAUUUUUGCCGAGUGAAAGUACGGAUCGCAAGUGGGCAAGAUAUGUGUGCCAGGGCUUAAGCCAGUUAUACGCGCACCGGUGCAGCAGCACUGCAGACUCCUUUUGUGCGCAACGGUGAACGGCCUGCGUAUAACGAGGCUAGCAGUCGAGUCGGACAGCGAAGAUGAGCUCGAAGGACGCGGAAGAUCUUUCGGCUACCAUACCGCUGCAGCCGAACGACAAGGGCCGGACGAGUCACGUCGUGAUCGUCGAUUCGAACGGCAGCAGCGGCGGCACGGCUGGCUCCGGCGUCGGCUCGUCGCCACAGGUGGACAUUCAGUUUCAGAACGUCUCGUACUCGGUGCCGAUUAAAAAAGGAAAAUGGAAGGAAAUACUGAAGAACGUGAGCGGCGAGUUUCGCUCGGGCCGUCUGACGGCCAUCCUCGGGCCCUCGGGCGCCGGCAAGACGUCCCUGCUUAAUUUGCUGGCAAAGCAGGGCCCGAGGAACGGCGUGGGGGGCUGCAUGCGCCUGAACGGUAGCAGCUACGAGGAGCAGCCCGAGCUGUUUCGCCGGCUGAAGGUGUGCUACGUGCCGCAGGACUUUGCCCUCAUGCCGCUGCUCACGUGCCGCGAGACCAUCUACGUGGCGGCCAGGCUGAAGCUGGCCUGCGGCGACCGAGAAGCCAGAGAUUACAUCAUCGACGACGUGGCCAAGCGCCUGGGACUGCAGGACUGCAUGGAGACGCUGAGCUGUCGUCUGAGCGGGGGCGAGCGCAAACGACUGUCCAUCGCCCUGGAGAUAAUCACGAGCCCGUCGGUGUUGCUGCUCGACGAGCCCACCAGCGGUCUCGACAGCACUUCCUCCAACAAGGUAACGAGUCUGCUGUGGUCGAUCGCUCGGACGGGCGGCUGUACCGUCGUGUGCGCCGUGCAUCAACCGAGCAGCCAGAUGACCUGUCUGUUCGACGAUCUGCUGGUGAUGAGCCGAGGCCGCGCCAGGUACUGCGGGCCCAGGGAUCGCGUGCUCGACCACUUCGCCCGGGCCGGCUUCGCCUGUCCGACUUUUUACAAUCUCGCCGAGUUCGUAUUGGAAGUGGUGACGGGCCAAAGAUCCGGCGGCGACGAGUACGAGGCUCUGUGCAGCAAGGACUCGUCCGGCAGCGACGAGUACUCAUGCCAAUACUCGCUGACGAGCUGCUCCGACGACGUCGACUCGUCCAACAACAGUCCGCGAUUCAGUCGCUACGCCGUCUCGCAAUGGGAGCAGGUCAAAGUGUUGCUCUAUCGAGCCUCCAUCUGCAUCAUUCGGGAUAACACGCUGACGACCCUGAGGCUGGCGGCGCACUUGAUCGUCGGCGUGCUCAUUGGAAUAGUAUUUUACAAUUUCGGCCAGGACGCCAGCUACGUGCAGAGCAACGUCGCCUGUGUCUUCUUCUUUGCCAUUUUCUUGUUCUUCGCCAAUUCCAUGCCCGUCGUGCAGAUGUUUCCGACCGAGGCGACGGUUUUCAUCCGAGAAAACACGAAUCACUGGUACUCUCUGGGCUCGUAUUACAUCACCAAAGUACUCUCCGAUUUACCGUUGCAGAUCAUCUGUCCGAGCGGCUUUCUGGCGAUAGCUUAUUACAUGACGGGUCAGCCAAUGGAAGUUUUUCGCUUCUUUCAAGUCUGGCUGAUAUGCACGCUGUUCACGGUGCUCGCGCAGUCGUUCGGCAUACUCACUGGCGCUGCCUUCGACACGCAUGCCGGAAUGUUUCUGGUGCCCGCCUUCAACAUACCGAUGUUUCUCUUCGCCGGAUUCUUCCUCAAGCUCAACGAGGUGCCGGUCUACCUGCGAUUCUGCUCGACCGUCAGCUACUUCCGCUACGUGUAUGAGGGCAUUCUCCAGGCGAUCUAUCUGGACCGCGGCAAGCUCGACUGCGUCAAGGCCGACUUUUGCUACUUGCGCACCUCCGAGCGCAUACUCGAGGAGGUCGGCAUGCCGUCCGUGCCCUAUUCCAUGACGGUCGUGGCGCUGCUCGUCUGGAUAGUCGUGUUGCACGCGCUGAUCUUCGUAGUUCUCAGGUGGAAGCUCUGCCUGCGAUCGAGAUAACGCGUUUCGCGACGAUGGAUCGAUUCGUUUUUGCUUCUCGUCUCUAUCGACCGCGAAAUCUAUAAUAGAAAAUUUCGAAAACAAUGUACGAGUGUGUCAAGAAUGUGAUUUUUUAAUCAAACAUUUUUUCGCAAGUUGGCAUUAAGCUUGUUAUCGAAAACAUACUCGUUAUUUUAUACUCAUUAAGCGUGUACAAAAAUUAAUCAUGAUUGAAUGUGAUAUUAUUAAUUAAUGCGUAAGAUUUAUAUUUUAAUAUAUCUUUGUAACAUUAUCGUUUAUUUUUAUAAAAUCGUUUUUAUAUACAGUAAUUUUUAUAACAAAAGCAUGAUAAAGGUGGGUCGUCGUUUUUUGUAUACAAUUUUUUUGUAGAAAAGACAAUUUACUUUAUAGAAUCAAAUGCUCGUAUCGAUACGUACGUAUUGUUAUCGCAAAAAGAAAAAGAUCAUGUAAUAUGAGAGAAAUAUUUUAUCACCAUGAAAAAAUAUAUGUUAUUUACGUUUUAUAUAAAAUGUUAGUUUCAUCUUCAAUUGCAUCCUCGAGUAAAUAAAAAGUAGGGGAUUUCGGGUAUUUACAGUCGAUCGAGACAAAAUAAAUACUCAGCAGAUAAUUACUUGAGAGUUAACGAAAAUUCAUUCAAUAUGCCGCAUUGCUUGGGUGCAAUCGAUGGUAGACAUGUGCGAAUCCAAAAACCUGCUAAUUCACAUUCACUAUAAUUACAAGAAAUAUCACUAUAUAGUAUACCAAACGGUCGUAGACGCAAACUAUACAUACAUGUUUAUUGACGUUGGGACAUACAGUUCACAAAGUGACGGUGGCGUAUACAAAAAUUCUGAGCUUAAACAAACUUUGGACCAAAACUUUUUCGAUAUACCCUCUAUGAAUCAUCAAUCAAACGAGGCGAACCAAAAGAUUCAAGUUCCAUAUUUUUUUUUGGUGAUGGAGUCUAUCCAUUGCCUAGUAAUAUCAUGAAGCCGUUUCCAGGAGAAAAAUUAAGCAGAAAACAAUUAUUAUUAAAUCGAAAAUUUUCAAGGGCUCAAGCAGUGGUCAAAAAUGCUUUUGGGCACAAUUCCUAGAAAUGGGAAAUUUCUCAAGACCCGCUCACACUUUCUAGUUUUAUACAAAAAUAUAACGUUAGCCUCUUGCGAGUUUCUAUAAAUUCAUGUACGCCACCUAUCGGCAAUAUAUGAUUCCCGAUAGCUUUUUGAAAGUUUCGUUAAAACUUUCGAUUCAAUCUUUAACUAAGAGUUUCGCGCGAGUUAACUGAAACGUUAUUUGUGAAAUCCUAU